Molecule: messenger RNA, 1095 nt
Organism: Hippopotamus amphibius kiboko
Lineage: Eukaryota; Metazoa; Chordata; Mammalia; Artiodactyla; Hippopotamidae
Gene: FUT9
Product: fucosyltransferase 9
Exons: 1
Coding region: 3-1082 (359 amino acids)
Cellular component (GO): membrane
Molecular function (GO): alpha-(1->3)-fucosyltransferase activity
Source: RefSeq, a predicted model, not a curated record
UUAUGACCUCAGCAUCCAAAGGAAUUCUCCGCCCAUUUUUAAUCGUCUGCGUUAUCCUGAGCUGCUUCAUGGCAUGUCUGCUCAUUUACAUCAAGCCCACCAACAGCUGGAUCUUCAGUCCCAUGGAGUCAGCCAGCUCAGUGCUGAAAAUGAAAAAUUUCUUCUCCACCAAAACUGAUUAUUUUAAUGAAACUACUAUUCUGAUUUGGGUGUGGCCAUUUGGGCAGACCUUUGACCUUACAUCUUGCCAAGCAAUGUUCAACAUCCAAGGAUGCCAUCUCACGACGGACCGUUCCCUGUACAACAAAUCACACGCAGUUCUGAUCCAUCACCGAGACAUCAGUUGGGAUCUGACUAAUUUACCUCAGCAGGCAAGGCCACCCUUCCAGAAAUGGAUUUGGAUGAAUUUGGAAUCACCAACUCACACUCCCCAGAAGAGUGGCAUCGAGCACCUAUUCAACCUGACUCUGACUUAUCGCCGCGACUCAGAUAUCCAAGUGCCUUAUGGCUUCUUGACGGUGAGCACAAACCCCUUCGUGUUUGAAGUGCCAAGCAAAGAGAAGUUAGUGUGCUGGGUUGUAAGUAACUGGAACCCUGAGCAUGCUAGGGUCAAGUAUUACAAUGAGCUAAGCAAAAGUAUUGAAAUCCAUACCUAUGGGCAAGCAUUCGGAGAGUAUGUGAAUGAUAAAAAUUUGAUUCCUACCAUAUCUACUUGCAAAUUUUACCUUUCCUUUGAAAACUCAAUCCACAAAGAUUACAUCACAGAAAAGCUCUAUAAUGCUUUCCUGGCUGGCUCUGUGCCUGUUGUUUUGGGGCCAUCUAGGGAAAACUAUGAGAAUUAUAUUCCAGCAGAUUCAUUCAUUCAUGUGGAAGAUUAUAACUCUCCCAGUGAGCUAGCAAAGUAUCUGAAGGAAGUAGACAAAAACAAUAAAUUAUACCUUAGUUACUUUAACUGGAGGAAAGAUUUCACAGUAAAUCUCCCACGAUUUUGGGAAUCACAUGCAUGCUUGGCUUGUGACCAUGUGAAAAGGCAUCAAGAAUAUAAAUCUGUUGGUAAUUUAGAGAAAUGGUUUUGGAAUUAAAGUUUUCCAUCAU